Molecule: messenger RNA, 597 nt
Organism: Rasamsonia emersonii CBS 393.64
Lineage: Eukaryota; Fungi; Ascomycota; Eurotiomycetes; Eurotiales; Trichocomaceae
Exons: 2
Coding region: 1-597 (198 amino acids)
Source: RefSeq, a predicted model, not a curated record
AUGGCCGGCCUCAGCCCAUCCGCCAUCAUCGUCAUCGCCCUCGCCGUCUCCGCCCUGGCGGUGACCAUUCUGGUCGCCUUCUCGCACUACCUGGGCAAACAGGACGAGAAUCCCAUGACUCGACCACGAUCACGCGAGCAGGAGCUGUACAUGCGGCAGGUACGGCAGCGAACGCACGAGUUCGCGUAUGCCGAGUCCGUGAGCGGCAUAUCACCCUCUGGGAAAGGCAUGGGGGCAGAAAGCAGCCGGAGCAGUGCCGUCGGUGGAGGAAGGGGAUCGCAGUUAUACAGCAGCAAUAACAACAGCAGUGCGACGGGGAACUGGGGCAGGAGAUCGAGACAGGGUCCCAACAACGGCUACGGCCACAAUGGCAAUGGCAAUUACGGCUAUGACGACUACAGCGGCGGCGGCAACUACGACUACAACUAUAGUGAGCAUUACGACUAUAAUUAUGAUGAAGGCGAUGCCUACGCUGGGAACCAUGGCGAUGGGCAUGGCAACGCGAAUAGGUAUGCGGGCGGAUCCACAGAAUCAGGAGAAGCUAGCAACGUCGACGACCUAGGAAAAAGGCACGCGCAGCCCGGAAUCGAUGAAUGA